UUGCCUUUCGUUGAUCACCGACGAUAUUUCAUGGACUUCGUGGAUCGAGUGUUGGCUGUUUCAGGCAAUUCCGCCAUAAAGAGUUUCACUCUGAAAUGUCGACUUGGUGUUGGCUCAGCUCAUACCAACCGUUGGAUAUGUAAUGUGCUGAACCGUGGUGUCUUGGAUCUUCAUCUUGACGCAAAAGCUCAUGAUCCAUUAAUAUUCGAAGUCUUUGCUUGCAAGACACUUGUUAAGCUGAAACUGAAUCGUUUUGAAAUUCCUACGCUUCCUGAGGAUGCUUCUCUUCCAGCUCUUAAGAUUAUAUCUCUUCAUUUCGUUAAAUUUUAUAAUCUUGACGCAUUUCAAAAGCUUAUCUCUGCUUGCCCUUUACUUGAGGAGUUGACAAUGAUUUAUAUUGCGUGGGAACUUUGGAAAUGUUCUCACAUCUUCUCCUGUCAAACCCUUAAGAGACUUACUAUUGGAUGUGUCGGUUUUAGUGUUGAGUUGGGGAGCAUGAGUUUUGAUAAUCCAAAUCUUGUCUACUUGGAAUACUCUGAUUUUGUUCAGCUUCAGUAUCCAGUUGUUAACCUUGACUCCCUUGUUGAAGCUAAGCUCGGGCUUACAAUGAAAGAGGGAGGUCCUGAUAAUUGCGAUCCAUCGAAUCUGAUUACCGGAUUAAGAAAUGUCGAGAUCCUCAACUUAUUAUGUCCUGAAACUGUGGAGAUUUUUGGGAUCUUCCAUGAAGCAAUGCCUGUGUUCGCAAACCUCUUACAUUUAACAAUCACAUCUGAAGUGGACUUCUGUUCAUCUGUUUCGUCUCUACCAUCUCUGCUGCAGAAAGCUCCAAAUCUACACACUCUUGUCAUCAAGGUAUGAUCCAAAAACCCGAAAAUAUUGUUGGACAAAACGCAGUUUACAAUUUCUAUGAUAAACAUUUCUCUUGCUUCAGGGUUUCUUGCGCCAUGAUAAUCCUGUAUCUGAUUGCGAAUGCUUCUUAGGAUGUUCUCGUUUAUCUUCAUGUCCUGUGAAGGUCUUAGAAAUAACAGAGUACGAAGGAAGUAUCAAAGAGCUGGACCAAAUGAAGCGUUUCUUGGAGGAGUUGUCAUGUCUUGAGCUCGUCAAAGUUUGCGCCUCCGCAAAAGACGAUAAGGAAAAGUUGCGGCUCACCACGGAUUUGCUAAUGCUUUGUAGAGCUUCUUCCAAAUGCGAGAUCAAGGUCGAGUUUUCUUGAUAAUCACCAUAUUGGCUCUCAUGUUUGCCCAAUUCUGUUGGAACAUGAAUCUACUUACUGUUGCGUUGGACCACACUGAGCUCUCAUGCGUAGUAUGUUUG
This is a messenger RNA of Camelina sativa (false flax), 1314 nucleotides long. The record is from RefSeq and is a predicted model, not a curated record. NCBI's taxonomy places the organism in Eukaryota, Viridiplantae, Streptophyta, Magnoliopsida, Brassicales, Brassicaceae.